AUGCCGGGGAAUCGGGGAGCGCGUUUCCCCGGCCGCGCUUCCGACCGGGGGAGGAAGCGGGCGCCCAGGGCGGCGCGCAAGCCUCGGCGCAGGGCCCACGCCUUCGCGUCGCCCGCCGCCGCGAGCCAGUGCCCGCCGCGCCGCCACCCGCGCAACACCGACCGCGUAACGCCGACAUUCGCCGACAACCGCCGACAACCGCCAACAACCGCCGACAGCAGAAAGCAGUUGCCCCACGCCGGCGGAGAGAUGGCGCCAGCAUGCCGCGUCCGUACUGCAGUC
This is a messenger RNA of Iphiclides podalirius (scarce swallowtail), 282 nucleotides long. The record is from the annotation of a GenBank genome assembly. NCBI's taxonomy places the organism in Eukaryota, Metazoa, Arthropoda, Insecta, Lepidoptera, Papilionidae.